Messenger RNA from Thalassophryne amazonica, 2290 nucleotides. RefSeq names its product RASD family member 2 (gene rasd2a). Gene Ontology annotation, molecular function: GTP binding; GTPase activity. NCBI's taxonomy places the organism in Eukaryota, Metazoa, Chordata, Actinopteri, Batrachoidiformes, Batrachoididae. The transcript has 2 exons. Bases 1106 to 2149 code for a protein of 347 amino acids. The record is from RefSeq and is a predicted model, not a curated record.
AACAUCUUCCACUUCAUAAAAAGGGAGGUUCUCAAACUUGUUAGCCUGCACUAAUAACCACACUGAAACCACCACACUGAAACUGAUUACUAAAAAAAAUGCCAUCUUACAGGUUUUAAUGGAAAAAACCAAACGGCAGUCAUUCACCAACAUACCUACUGCACUGCGCACCAUCUUUGGGUGUUUGUUGACACUAGUGUGGCUGUCGCUCUGCCUACAACACAUGCUUUGUUGCACUGAUUGGUUGUAUGUCUGUCUAAUUGCAUCCAAAGGCAGUUAUGGCUGUGUCCUGCGGUAAUUCCUUCUGGAAAUGAAAUGGAAAUGGAGAGAUCAACUGAGAAUUAGCCUGGCUCUGCCAGUUAACUAGCAACCAGUAGACAACAUAUAAGGAAGUAACUGAUUUCUCUUCUUUUUGCUUAAGUCUUCUGGCUGCACUGCAAAAUGGGAAAGGUGGAGUUCGUCCUUUUUGGGCUACUGUAUCAAUAUGGUGGUGCAACAUGGCAGCCUCCAACAGGGAUCAUUCUGUGCUUCUGGAAACACACUGAUUUAUUGUUGCAGGUAAUUGUACACUAAUCUGAUGCACUGAUGGCUAUAAAUUCUAUAUUCCAUUUCUGCUAAUCGAUGCUCCAAAAUCCUACACACAGUAGCUUUAAAAUAUAGGCACACUGAUGCUGACGACUGUAGCUGCUUAGAGCUGUCAGGCUUUGAGGGAUGCGAGAACUAUCAGUUAUCCAUCAUUAAAACUGGUGCUAAUAAUAGGACAGCACAUUUAAUUAGUGUGGAAAAAGAAACGGGGUGCAUAGAAUAAAUCUGCAUAAUUAAAGUCUCAAUUGGCGUGAUUUUUGGAAGAUUUGUAAAGCUGUGUUCAUUUUAGGCUCAUUAAUAUUGGUAGGAGAUCUUGAGUGCUUUUGUUUGGAGAUGUUUGAUAUUGCUAUAAAAGGAAAGCGUUUUCUUGGUGAGAUUCGGUGACGCAUGGCAUCUGCGCUUGACGCAGCUAUAUAAGAGACGACACCGGCUCCGUUUCGGUGGACACAUGGGGAGCCAGUUCAGUUCUUAACCGUUUUAAAGCCUGUGGGUGCCUGGAGACACUUUGAGGAACAGUGAGAUGAACACAACUGAGAACCUUUACCUUCCCGUUGAUGCCAUCUUCGAAAUGUUCCAAUCGCUAAUCGACCAAGUGAACAUUACGCACGCUGUUCUGCAGAGCGCAACCCGCGCGCCAGUCCUCCAGCAACCUAAAGUGUCAAACAAAUCCAAGACAGGCAUGGGCAUCAUCAAAAGCGUUAAAGGGCGGUGGGCACCAAGAGAAUCAGAUCGACCUUUAAGCUCUGGCAAUCGACAAGGAUCGUUUGAUCACAUCCCCAAGCGGUCCGUGGAUCUGCCCGAGCUGGGUCUGAUCAAGACGAGGAACUGUUACAGGAUAGUUGUGCUUGGCGGACCGAAAGUGGGUAAAACGAACAUCGUCCAGCGGUUCUUGGGUGGCGAGUUUGAAGAACGAUAUGAACCCACGACCGAGGACUUCUACAGAAAACUGUUCCACAUAGGAGAGCACGCGUACCAAGUUGAUGUUCUGGACGCAGCGCAUGAAAGAGACUUCCCGGCCAAGCGCAGGUUGACCAUCUUAACAGGUGACAUCUUCCUGCUCGUCUUCAGCGUGGAUGACAGACAGUCCUUCAAAGAGGUUUGUGAUCUACUCGCCGAGAUCCGAGCUGCAAAAACAAAGCUCCUGAAGCUAAAACACGCUGCGGCGGUGCCAGCCGUCGUAUGCGGCAACAAAGCGGACCUGGACGCGCAGUGCAAAACCGUCAGCCGGUCAGAGGUGACGCAGAUCCUCGGUGAGGACACGCCGUUUUUCGAAACCUCCGCUAAAGACGGUACCGGACUGGAAGGCGCGUUCAGAGCGCUCGCCGAACUGGGCGGACUGCCCGCGGAGACCAGCCCGUCCCGGCACCAGACAGUCUCCAUCCUCACCUACCAGUCGCUGUGCGUCGGACAGCAAAGCAGGAGGAGAGGGAGCCGCGCGCGCGGAGUGUGCGCGCCCUGCGCCGCCGUGGAUCCCCUCGCGUGCCGCCCGAGCUUCACCAGCGACCUGCGGCUGGUGAUCGGGUCGAGUAAACACAACAAACCCGAGAGGUGUCAGAUUCAAUGAAUUAUGCGCCUUCUCCACAAACCGAUUGUAGCAGUAAGCUGCAAUAUGUCAUUAUGUAUGGAGUUAUACUCUGAAGCACCUGGCUGGACCAGGACGUUAAUCUGUACAGAACCUCAAUAAAAUAAAUAUUUCUUAUUGUCA